AUGAGACCCCGGGCCAGGGAGGUCUGCUCCCUGAUCAUUCUGCUGCAGGUCCUGGCUGAGCCGGCCGAGAACUCAGACUUCUACUUGGCCGGGGAUUACCUCCUUGGUGGCCUCUUCACCCUCCACGCGAACGUGAAAGGCAUCGUCCACCUCAACUUCCUGCAGGUGCCCCAGUGCAAGGAGUAUGAAAUGAAGGUGUUGGGCUACAGCCUCAUGCAGGCCAUGCGCUUCGCAGUGGAGGAGAUCAACAAUCACAGCAGCCUGCUGCCCGGGGUGCUGCUGGGCUAUGAGAUGGUGGAUACCUGCUACGUCUCCAACAACGUCCAGCCCGUGCUCUACUUCCUGGCACAGAAAGACUACUCCCUGCCCAUCCAGGAGGACUACAGCCACUAUGUGCCCCGCGUGGUGGCUGUCAUUGGCCCCGACAACUCGGAGUCCACCGUAACAGUGGCCCAUUUCCUCUCUCUCUUCCUCCUUCCACAGGUCACCUACAGCGCCGUCAGUGACGAGGUGCGGGACAAGCAGCUCUUCCCUGCCGUUCUGCGCACGGUGCCGGGCGCCGAUCACCACAUCGAGGCCAUGGUGCAGCUGAUGCUGCACUACCGCUGGAACUGGAUCGUCGUGCUGGUAAGCAGCGACCACUACGGCCGCUACAACGGCCAGCUGCUCAGCAACCGUCUGGCCGGCGGCGACAUCUGCGUCGCCUUCCAGGAGACGCUGCCCGAGCCGCAGCGCAGCCAGGUGGUGUCGCGGUGGGAGCACUGGCGCCUGGAGACCAUCGUGGGCAAGCUGCGGCGGAGCUCGGCGCGCGUUGUGGUCCUGCUGUCGCCAGACCUGGUCCUGCACAACUUCUUCCACGAGGUGCUCCGCCAGAACUUCACGGGCGUCGUGUGGAUCGCCUCCGAGUCCUGGGCCAUCGACCCCGUCCUGCACAACCUCACCGAGCUGCGCCACACGGGCACCUUCCUGGGCAUCACCACCCAGAGCGUGCCCAUCCCGGGCUUCAGCGAGUUCCGCGUGCGCCCCGCCUGGGCCGGGCCGCCUCCGCCCAACAGGACCAGACUGGGGGCCACUUGCAACCAGGAGUGCGACAGCUGCCUUGACGCCACCGUGUCCUUUAACACCGUCCUCACGCUCUCCGGCGAGCGCGUGGUCUACAGCGUGUACUCGGCUGUCUACGCGGUGGCUCACGCGCUGCACCGCCUCCUGCGCUGCACCCAGACCACCUGCUCCAAGCGGGUGGUCUAUCCUUGGCAGCUGCUUCAGGAAAUCUGGAAGGUCAACUUCACCCUCCUGGGCCACCAGAUCUUUUUUGACAAGCAAGGGGACCUGCUCAUGGGCCUGGAGGUCAUCCAGUGGCAAUGGGACCUGAGCCAGAACCCUUUCCGGAGCAUCGCCUCCUACUGCCCUGUGCUGCGGCAGCUGAGGGCCACCGGUGACGUCUCCUGGCACACGGCCAACAACACGAUCCCUGUGUCCAUGUGCUCCAAGGACUGCCAGCCUGGGCAGAGGAAGAAGCCCGUGGGCAUCCAUCCCUGCUGCUUCGACUGCCUCGACUGCCUUCCGGGCACCUUCCUCAACCGAACUGCAGACGAAUUUGACUGCCAGCCCUGCCCAAAUUACGAGUGGUCCCACAGGAAGGACACCUCCUGCUUCAAGCGGCGGCUGGCCUUCCUUGAGUGGCACGAGGCGCCCACCAUCAUCGUGGCCCUGCUGUCCAUCCUGGGCUUCCUCAGCACCCUGGCCAUCCUGGUCGUCUUUUGGAGGCACCUCCACACGCCCGUGGUUCGUUCGGCCGGGGGCCCCAUGUGCUUCCUGAUGCUGACGCCGCUGCUGCUGGCGUACGCGAUGGUCCCCAUGUACGUGGGGCAGCCCACGUUCUUCCGGUGCCUCUGCCGCCAGACCGUCUUCACGCUCUGCUUCACCAUCUGCAUCUCCUGUAUCGCCGUGCGCUCUUUCCAGAUCGUCUGCGUCUUCAAAAUGGCCAGGCGCCUCCCGCGUGCCUACAGCUACUGGGUCCGCUACCACGGGCCCUACAUCUUUGUGGCGUCCUUCACGGUGCUCAAGGUGGCCAUCGUGGCGGGCAACGUGCUGGCCACGACCACCAACCCCACCGCCCGCCCUGACCCCGACGACCCCAAGGUCAUGGUUCUCUCCUGCAACUACCGCAGGGCGCUGCUGUUCAACACCAGCCUGGACCUGCUUCUGUCCGUGGCGGGAUUCAGCUUCGCCUACAUGGGCAAGGAGCUGCCCACCAACUACAACGAGGCCAAGUUCAUCACCUUCUGCAUGACCUUCUACUUCACCUCCUCCGUCUCCCUCUGCACCUUCAUGUCCGUCUACGAGGGGGUCCUGGUCACCACCCUGGACCUCCUGGUCACGGUGCUCAACCUUCUGGGCAUCAGCCUCGGCUAUUUUGGCCCUAAGUGCUACAUGGUCCUUUUCUACCCGGAGCGCAACACGCCCGUCUACUUCAGCAGCAUGAUCCAGGGCUACACCAUGGGGAAGGACUAGCACUGCCCAUCGGCUGCCCAAGGGGGCCGAGGGCUCUGGCCUGGGCGAUGGACACUGGGGGACUUGCUUGUUCAGCCCCAGCUGGGAGCAGAGAUGCCAGCCCUAUUACUCACCCUCCUCUCUGAUUCGGCCUCCCCCUCCAGGUUCUCUGCAUCCUGGCCAUUUUCGCCUGGUGGAUGCCUAGAAAUAGUCACACUUUCCCUACAGCUGUUUGGCUUGUCAGGCACAGUCACCCGUUCUAGGGGAAGGAUCAGGGUGACCUACCUCUUGGUCUCCAAGACAGAGAUGGAUUUAAGCAGCCUACAGUCGCCAUCUAGUGGUCAUGGCAGGUGUCUGCAGGUUCCGGCUCCUUCCCUUCACCCCCAUUCACCCUGGGGGACAGCUGGGCUGGAAGGCUGGGCUGGGGCUGGUGUUGGGGGUGAAGGUCAUCCACCACCUGCCCACGUGUCUGCAUCUCACAUCCCAGCUCUCCCCAGAGCCUGGGACCCAGCUUUUCUGAGUAAUGGCUGUGCACAGGGGCUGCUUCAUAAAUGCUUAUGAAUAAACCUCACGGAUGAAAUGAA
Molecule: messenger RNA, 3077 nt
Organism: Suricata suricatta (meerkat)
Lineage: Eukaryota; Metazoa; Chordata; Mammalia; Carnivora; Herpestidae
Gene: TAS1R2
Product: taste 1 receptor member 2
Exons: 6
Coding region: 1-2514 (837 amino acids)
Biological process (GO): G protein-coupled receptor signaling pathway; sensory perception of sweet taste
Cellular component (GO): membrane; sweet taste receptor complex
Molecular function (GO): G protein-coupled receptor activity; sweet taste receptor activity
Source: RefSeq, a predicted model, not a curated record